Arachis duranensis is the source of this 1939-nucleotide messenger RNA. RefSeq names its product probable alkaline/neutral invertase B. Gene Ontology annotation, molecular function: sucrose alpha-glucosidase activity; endo-alpha-N-acetylgalactosaminidase activity. The record is from RefSeq and is a predicted model, not a curated record. Gene Ontology annotation, biological process: sucrose catabolic process. Lineage: Eukaryota; Viridiplantae; Streptophyta; Magnoliopsida; Fabales; Fabaceae.
CAAAUCUUGAAAGCUUUUCGAUCCUCUUGAAAGCCACGUCAAAAUGCCUUUUUUCGCAUCACUCACUGAAAUUUGGCAGUAGUGCUACUAGCUACUUGUCACUAGGAUCGAAGAUGGCUUCCUAUCAGAUGGAGUGGUCUCAAUCUCGGAAUCUGAGUGUAAGAAGUCCAGAUGCACUGUGUAGUGUGGCAGAAAUUGACGAAUUUGAUUUCUCAAAAGCAUUAGUAGAAAGGCCAAGGUCGUUGAACAUAGAGAGGCAGAGAUCAGCAGAUGAAAGAUCAAUGAGUGAACUAUCUGUAGGGUUUUCUCCACGUCCGUCCUCAACUAAAAAUGAUAACUCUUCUCGCGCAGGAGACACUUUUGAUUCUGCUUUUUCUCCUCUACAAAAAUCAGGCAUCCCAAGAUCACUCAUAUUGGAUCCACAUCCAAUAAUAAAUGAAGGAUGGGAAGCUCUGAGGCGUUCCUUGGUCUAUUUUCGCGGCCAGCCGGUUGGUACAAUUGCUGCCUUGGACAAUUCUGAUGAGAAACUAAAUUAUGAUCAGGUCUUUGUUAGGGACUUUGUCCCGAGUGCUCUGGCUUUUCUGAUGCACGGGGAACCAGACAUUGUUAAGAAUUUCAUCUUGAAGACACUUCGUCUUCAGUCAUGGGAGAAGAAGAUUGAUAGGUUCCAGCUAGCAGAAGGGGUGAUGCCAGCUAGUUUUAAAGUAUUCCAUGACCCUGUCAGGAACCAUGAGACUCUCAUAGCGGAUUUUGGAGAGAGUGCAAUAGGCAGGGUUGCUCCUGUUGAUUCUGGAUUUUGGUGGAUUAUAUUACUUCGUGCAUACACAAAGGCUACAGGAGACUCUUCCUUGGCUGAACGUCCUGAAUGUCAAAAGGGUAUGCGCUUGAUUCUCAGUUUAUGUCUUUCGGAGGGGUUUGACACAUUUCCAACUCUGCUAUGUGCUGAUGGAUGCUGUAUGAUUGAUCGUAGAAUGGGUGUUUAUGGUUAUCCCAUUGAAAUUCAAGCACUAUUCUUCAUGGCUUUAAGAUGUGCAUUGCAAUUACUUAAGCAAGCCACGGCAGUGAAUAAGUUCAAUGUGAUUCCUGAUUCUCUACCAGAUUGGGUUUUUGACUUCAUGCCUCAUCAUGGUGGAUACUUCAUUGGCAAUGUGAGUCCAGCUAGGAUGGAUUUCCGAUGGUUCUGCCUUGGAAACUGCAUUGCCAUAUUGUCCUGCUUGGCAACUCCGGAGCAAUCCGUUGCGAUCAUGGAUCUCAUUGAAUCACGGUGGCAGGAAUUGGUUGGGGAGAUGCCUGUCAAAGUUUGUUAUCCAGCCAUUGAAAGCCAUGAAUGGAGGAUCAUAACAGGAUGCGACCCAAAGAAUACUAGAUGGAGUUACCACAAUGGUGGAUCUUGGCCAGUUCUUUUGUGGCUUCUCGCCGCAGCCUCCAUCAAAACAGGGCGACCUCAAAUCGCAAGACACGCCCUUGAGAUUGCGGAGACCAGGUUGCUGAAGGACAAUUGGCCGGAAUAUUAUGAUGGGACACAAGGUAGAUACAUUGGGAAGCAAGCUCGCAAAUUUCAAACAUGGUCCAUUGCUGGCUACUUGGUGGCUAGGAUGAUGCUGGAUGACCCAUCCCAUUUGGGUAUCGUUGCAUUGGAAGAAGACAAACAUCUAAAGCCUUUGCUCAAGAGAUCAAAUUCUUGGAACUUGUGAACUCUUUCUUGUCUUUGAUUGAUCAAUUUUGUCCACCUUAUGAUAGAGACUAAGACCGACAUGACGCUCAGUAAUCCUUGUUUACCGUAUAUGUAGUUAGACGCAAUAGUGAGUUAGUUACAAGUUAAAUUGAGAGUAGCUGAUGAACAUGGAAUGUAACUUCGUCAUAUUUUUCAUUAUCGCAUUUAAUAUGUGAUAAACUUACGUAGAUAUUCAUUCAUUCAUUCCUCAAUCUAUGAUCUACA